AAAGAAGACUGGGGAAGUUGGGUUGUCCUUUCUUUGCAAAAACUUAUUAGAACUCAUCUUCUCUUCACCAAAUCCCAAAGCCCCACUGAAUUCAAAGCAAGAUUCUUGAAAAAGGCUGUUGAAGUGAAAUAUGAGUGAAGCCAUGUCGGAGAGAUACUGGUGCCAUAUGUGUGAACAAAUAGUGAACCCUAUCAUGGAGGCCGAGAUCAAAUGUCCCUAUUGUGAUGGUGGCUUUAUCGAAGAAAUGAGUAGCGUUGGAGCAGACACAGGAGUAGGGGGAAUCACAAAUGAGGAUGAUGAUGAUGAUGAUGAUGAUGAGCUCUCUGAUCGCUCCCUCUCUAUGUUAGCCCCAAUUUUGCUUGGUAUGAUGGGUGGUCGGCCUAGGCGCCGGAGAUUGAGAUUACUGAGGACAGAUGAUGGAUCUGAUUCCGACCAUGAUCACAAUUUGGAAGUUCUCCUUCGAAGGAGGAGGAGACAUAGCUCGGCCAUUCUUCAACUUCUUCAAGGUCUCCGAACUGAUGCUGGAUCAGAGAAUGAAACCCCGGAGAGCGAAAGAGAGAGAGAAAGAGAAAGAGAUAGGGAAAGUGUGAUCUUGAUCAACCCUUUUAACCAAGCAGUGAUUCUUCGAGGAACCUUUGAUUCGAACGAUGGGAGUUCUGGUGCUUCAUUGGGGGACUAUUUUAUCGGUCCAGGGUUGGAUUCGUUAUUGCAGCAUUUGGCUGAGAACGAUCCUAAUCGUUAUGGAACUCCCCCUGCUAAGAAAGAAGCAGUUGAUGCGAUGCCAAUGGUGAAAAUUGAGGAGAAUUUGAACUGUUCAGUUUGUUUGGAUGAUUUUGAGAUUGGGAGUGAAGCAAGGGAGAUGCCAUGUAAACAUAAGUUUCAUAGUGAGUGUAUAUUGCCAUGGCUUGAGCUUCAUAGUUCUUGCCCUGUCAAGGUCUCGAAUGAGUCUGGUAAUGAGAGAGGGAACGGGAGUAGGAAUUUGAGCCCGUGGUCUUUGAGUGGGUUGUUUUCAUCUACUGGGUCACGGCGUGGGAGGAAUUCUUUGUCAAACCCUUCAUCAUCAUCUUCGUCUACAUCUGAAACCAAUGUUCACGAGGAUGAGAACUAA
Asparagus officinalis (garden asparagus) is the source of this 1108-nucleotide messenger RNA. RefSeq names its product E3 ubiquitin-protein ligase RING1-like. The record is from RefSeq and is a predicted model, not a curated record. Gene Ontology annotation, biological process: protein ubiquitination. The transcript has 2 exons. Lineage: Eukaryota; Viridiplantae; Streptophyta; Magnoliopsida; Asparagales; Asparagaceae. Bases 131 to 1108 code for a protein of 325 amino acids. Gene Ontology annotation, cellular component: cytoplasm. Gene Ontology annotation, molecular function: ubiquitin protein ligase activity.